UGUAUAAAAUGGCAAAAGUUAACAGACUACUCUUAUACGUAUCUUAUCCAUGCAAAUAUUGAGACUAACGCUGGCGAUGCGCGUGUACUUGUUCAAGCAACAACAGACACUGUUAAUAUAAGCUACGCAUGUAACCCUUCCCAGGGUCUGCCCACAACAGUAGAAACAGUUGUUAUAGUUAAAAAAGAUUACAUCCAAAAUGCAACACAGAAUUGCCCAACACCAUUCUUGGGAAGCUUUAACUAUACUUUCAAUGACGGCUCGACAACAUAUUGUGAUGGCACAAGUGUCUGGGAUGUUUGCUCAGAUAGAACUCAGAUGGUGGUCAAUUACACUCUGUGCUCAACACAACAAUUUUACUCAAGCGGUGGUGUGGGGUACUGUGCCUAUUCUACUUCCGUUGGAAGUACUUAUUACGUCACAGUAAUAAAUGCCGAUACAAGUGUGGAUUUCUCAUCAACAUACCGAUUUACAUGCUAUGCUGUUACAACUUCCGGUGGGAAAGUAGUCGCAAGUGACAACAAAGGGGCGUGCGGACAAAGUCAAUCACCCACAACCAAAAUGUCUACAGGCGCGGGAACAUUAGAAUUCGUUUCUUAUGAAACAUGUCCCUUCACCUCUCCUACCUCCUCAGAGAGCUCUAGCAAUAUAGGUAUUAUUGCCGGGGCCGUGGGGGCGGUUCUAGGUAUUGCUAUAAUAGCCGCAGUGGGGAUCGUCAUAUAUAAAAAAUUUAAACCCAAAAUAAACCCCAGAGAACAAAGUGACGAAGAGAAAGUACAGCCACCAGACCCAGCUGUGACCCCUAGGGAUGCCACUGUAAUAGAACCCCCAUCAGAUAAACCAAACACUCUCCCUCCUUUACAAAAAUAGUUCUCAACUAUCCAACCAGGAGGUCAUCCCUCUAAUGAAGCAGAGGAAAUCCGGGCCGCACAUUGCCAAAAACAGAAGUAUUAAUUUGGUGUUGGACAUCAACUGUUUCUGAAACUGUGAUCCAUCAUUUAAACCAGUAUUUAAUUAAUGAUUUAUGUUUACUAAUUUAUGUGAUAUAUUGGUGUUGUAUGACAUUUAAUGAUGCUAUUUUACUUUAAAAAGUAAUAAGGCAUACAGACUCCGAGAGUUUAUAAAUUGUAUGUUUGCUUGUUAUGAAACGUGAAUGAGAAGAGCUUGUUUUCUUAUUAAAUCUUGCUGAAACAUGUUUAUGUGCAAGACAAGUGCUAACUUUAUUGUAUUUAUUAAAGAUUUAUUGCC
Saccostrea cuccullata (small rock oyster) is the source of this 1248-nucleotide messenger RNA. RefSeq lists its product as uncharacterized. The record is from RefSeq and is a predicted model, not a curated record. The transcript has 8 exons. Lineage: Eukaryota; Metazoa; Mollusca; Bivalvia; Ostreida; Ostreidae. The annotation marks the transcript as partial.